AUGCGCCAAGAUAGUUUAUUCAUUGGGAGCCUAACGUUUUGGUCAAAUGAUCGCUCUCAGGCCACUAAUCAGCAAACCAUUCAGAAAGAGACUAGAGAGCAAAAACUCCUCGUUUUUGUGUCGAAUGGCGAAGAGAUAACCAGAUGCGACGUGGACGCACCAACAAAAGACCGAUUUGAACUUGCCGAUGAGAUUCGUCGAAUGGGUGUUUAUAUUAUCUGCCCGUAUCUUCAAAUUCCCAAUUUGGACGAGGUCGUAAGGAUCACUGGAACUACUGAGCUCACUCGACCACUCAGUUUCCGUGUAAGUUUCAAGAUCGAGCUAUUGCACCCAGCUAUGGUGACUGGGCUUUGUAACGAAACAGAUAGCAACACUUGCUCUGUCUGCUAG
Cooperia oncophora is the source of this 390-nucleotide messenger RNA. Lineage: Eukaryota; Metazoa; Nematoda; Chromadorea; Rhabditida; Trichostrongylidae. The record is from the annotation of a GenBank genome assembly.